Molecule: messenger RNA, 1780 nt
Organism: Sclerotinia trifoliorum
Lineage: Eukaryota; Fungi; Ascomycota; Leotiomycetes; Helotiales; Sclerotiniaceae
Source: the annotation of a GenBank genome assembly
UUCCUAUCAAUUUCCAUCAUCACUCUCGCCCUACCCUACCCCACCCUAACACACCACAACCACAACCACAACCACAACCACAACCACCCUCCACAUCCACAUGACCACCCUCCUCCCCCACUACCCCCAGCACAACCCAACCCACCACCUUCCACCUCGGCACCGGGACCACCCUAUUCAGUACCCUCCUUCCCAAACUCCUCACCACAAAGCACUCCCUCAUCCUCGUAACAUGUUUCUGGUCCCCCUCCAGCACGCAACAAUCCAUCCGGAAGCUGCUCCUCCAUCUCUCCUCCCAAGCAAUCUCCUCCCAUAAAACCAUCCACAUCCGAAUUUGUUUUCUUCUUUUCUCCUCUUCAAAAGUUACUCCAUAUCCCCUCGGAGAAUGGAUAUACAUAUCCCUCUUCGCGAUAUGCUUCGCUUGGAUUACCAGAGAUAGAGGAGAUCCCCGGGUUGGAUUUGAGGGUUAAGUCGAUAUUUUUGAGACCGUGUCAUGUUUUGCAUGGGAAGUAUAUUAUUCAGGAUUCGGAACGGGUGUGGUUUCCGAGUUGUAAUGUUAGUUGGGAGGCGUGGGGAGAGGGAUGUGUAGGGUUUGAAGGGGGAGGAUUAGUGGAGGAUUUGAGGGGUUAUUGGAGUAGGGUUUGGGAUGGGGAUGGACGGAUGGAAGUUCCUGAAUCUGUGGAGAUCUCAGCUGAGAUUUUACGGAGAAGUGAGGAAGUUCCUGUCGAGUUGGGAUAUUCGAAUUCGUCAUUAUUAGCUUCCAUCGACCUGUCACAUCUCCCAGCAAACAUCGAAACGCUUCUUCUCCCACAUACCCACUCACCCUAUAACCCCUUUUCCAUUUUCUUCACCCCAAAUGCAAAAACACCUUCCACACCACUCAACACAUUCCUCCUGUCACAAAUCUCAACCGCCAAAUCAUCAAUCAACAUCUACACCCCAAACAUCACCUACACCCCCCUCAUCAACGCACUAUUCGAAGCCCUAACCCGCGGCAUCGACAUCCGCAUCGUAGUAUCGAGAAAAUUAAUGAUCCUAGAACAAAUAGUAACAGCAGGCACACUAACAGAAUGGGAAAUCUACAAAAUGGAACGACGAUACCGCAAACUCGUCGCACGAUCAUCGCACCGAACAGACGAUUUGGAAGCGGGUAUUAAUACCCGCAUAGGAAAUUUAGAAAUCGUUUAUUUUAAUCCGGCGCUGGUCAAUGUAAAUGAGAGGGAUAGGGAUAAUCGAACUACGACGAGGAAUGAGGAAGCAAUGCCGAGCCGUAUUGAGGAUAUGGAGAUGGAAAGUCGCCCGGUGAAACUUCAUCUUAAGAUGACGGUGAUUGAUAGCAAGAUUACGGUUCUUGGGAGUGGUAAUAUGGAUCGUGCGAGUUGGGUUACGAGUCAGGAGGUGGGAAUUGCGAUUUUUUCGGAAGAGGUGGCUAGGAGGUUAAUUGCGGUUGUGAGAGAUGUUUAUGGUUGAGACGAUAAAUAUACUAUUUGGAUAAUGGUGUUUGUGAAUCCGCAGAAGAGCGCAUCGGGAAUUGAGGGACAAGUAUUGGGAAACACGGGGAUAUAUAUCGAUAGAAACAAGAAUGAAUAAUCAAUAAACGGGAAAAAUGUAUAUUUCCCCUCCUUCAUUCUUUCAUCUAAACAUAACCUUAACUAUCCGUUCAUUCAUAUGCUAUCACCACACUAAAAUGUUCUUCCAUAACGCCUUCAUAUGCACCAUGACAUAGCAUGGCAUGUUUCUCCCAUACCAGAAACUAAAACUUAAUAUUCUUCCACUGCAC